Messenger RNA from Brenthis ino (lesser marbled fritillary), 2082 nucleotides. NCBI's taxonomy places the organism in Eukaryota, Metazoa, Arthropoda, Insecta, Lepidoptera, Nymphalidae. The record is from the annotation of a GenBank genome assembly.
AUGGAUGGAAAAACUACAAAAAUGCCUAAAGUGGCGAAGGUUAAAAACAAAGCACCAGCUGAAAUUCAAAUUACAGCUGAGCAACUUCUACGUGAAGCCAAAGAGAGAGACUUGGAAAUUCUGCCACCGCCACCGAAACAAAAAAUCUCGGAUCCAGAAGAACUACGAGACUAUCAACAUCGUAAAAGGAAAGCGUUUGAAGAUAAUAUCCGCAAAAACAGACUUGUUAUUGGAAAUUGGCUCAAAUAUGCUCAAUGGGAAGAAUCACAAAAACAAGUUCAAAGGGCCCGCUCAAUAUAUGAGAGGGCAUUGGAUGUGGAUCACAGAAAUGUUACACUAUGGCUUAAAUAUACAGAAAUGGAAAUGCGCAACCGUCAAGUAAAUCAUGCUCGUAAUUUAUGGGACAGAGCAGUAACAAUACUACCAAGAGUGUCACAGUUCUGGUACAAAUACACUUACAUGGAAGAAAUGUUGGAGAAUAUAGCUGGGACAAGACAAGUUUUUGAAAGAUGGAUGGAGUGGCAACCUGAUGAACAAGCCUGGCAGACUUACAUUAAUUUUGAGUUACGCUAUAAAGAGCUUGAUAGAGCUAGAGAGAUUUAUGAAAGAUUUGUUAUGGUCCAUCCUGACGUAAAACAUUGGAUUAAAUAUGCUAAAUUUGAAGAGAGCCAUGGCUUUAUAAAUAGUGCCAGAAAAGUAUAUGAGAGAGCUGUAGAAUUCUUUGGAGAUGAGGAGUUAGAUGAAAGACUAUUUAUUGCUUUUGCAAAAUUUGAAGAAAAUCAAAAAGAACAUGAUAGGGCAAGAGUCAUCUAUAAAUAUGCUCUGGAUCAUAUACCUAAAGACAGAAAUAAAGAAUUAUAUAAAGCAUAUACUAUACAUGAAAAAAAAUAUGGUGACAGAUCAGGCAUUGAAGAUGUAAUUGUAAACAAAAGGAAAUAUAUGUAUGAACAGGAAGUUAUAGAGAAUCCUACAAAUUAUGAUGCAUGGUUUGAUUAUAUAAGACUUGUAGAAAAUGAAGGGAAUGCAGAUGAUAUAAGAGAUACAUAUGAGAGAGCCAUUGCUAAUGUGCCACCAUCCAAAGAUAAGCAAUUUUGGAGAAGAUAUAUAUAUUUAUGGAUUAAUUAUGCCUUAUAUGAGGAGUUGGAAGCAGAAGAUGUAGAUAGGGCAAGACAAGUCUAUAAAACAUGCUUAGAACUCAUUCCUCAUAAAAUAUUUACAUUUUCCAAAAUUUGGUUAAUGUAUGCACAGCUGGAAAUUAGAUGUAAAAAUUUAAAACAAGCUAGAAAAUCUUUGGGUAUGGCUCUUGGUAUGUGUCCGAGAGACAAACUUUAUAGAGGGUACAUUGACCUAGAAAUUCAAUUGCGAGAAUUCGAUAGAUGCAGAAUUUUAUACCAGAAAUUCCUUGAAUAUGGUCCAGAAAAUUGUGUGACAUGGAUUAAGUUUGCUGAACUUGAGACAUUACUUGGUGACAUUGAUAGAGCUAGAGCCAUAUAUGAAAUAGCAGUAAAUCAGCCCAGACUAGAUAUGCCAGAGUUGUUGUGGAAAAGCUACAUAGAUUUUGAAGUUUCUCAAGGUGAAACAGAUAAAGCCAGACAAUUAUAUGAGAGGUUAUUAGAAAGAACAGUUCAUGUAAAAGUGUGGCUAUCAUAUGCUAAAUUUGAAUUAAAUGCAGAAAAUCCAGACAAUAUAAAUAUAGAGUUAGCCCGUCGUGUUUAUGAACGCGCAAAUGAUAGUCUUAGAAGUGCAGGUGAAAAAGAAUCUAGAGUUUUACUUUUAGAAGCAUGGAAAGACUUUGAAAGUGAUAUAGGCGAUGAAGAAAAACUUGAGGCUGUAAUGUCAAAGAUGCCUCGUAGAGUGAAAAAGAGACAAAAAGUUAUUAGUGAAAGUGGCAUUGAAGAAGGAUGGGAAGAAGUAUUUGAUUAUAUCUUCCCUGAGGAUGAAAUGGUUAGACCCAAUUUGAAACUUCUAGCAGCCGCUAAGCAAUGGCGUAAGCAGCAGAUUGUUCCAGAAAAUAAUGAGAAUAAUACAGAUAAUAAAUCCAAUACACAAGAGGACAGUAUCCGAGACAAUGAAAAUAAAUCA